AUGGUUCUUGGUGCUCACACAACACUCAAGUCAAUGAAACUCAGUGUCACCCUCAAAUACCCACUCGUCGACUUGGGUCUCACCAAAUUCCUAUCAUUGACAGAGCUAAUAUUCGUCAAUUACUUGGUGUCAAAUGUUGGGCCUGGUCUAUUGCCAACUAGUCUGACUUCUCUUACUAUACGACUACUAGAUAUACCUCCAAGAGAUACAUUCCUCUCAUUGACAUUGCUCGUCCAUCUCGAGAUCCAAGUCCAUAGAGAAUCAAUUGAUCCAAAUCGAGAUGAAUUCAUCGAUCUUGAGGAUCUACCUAACCUCAAGACUCUCAUCUUUGAUGGUGACAAUGACAUAGUUUCAGAGGGUGACAACCAACCAAUCACUGGGAUUAGUGUACCUAUGUCACUCAAGAUUCUCAAGCUUCGAUGCAAUCGUUCACAAAUCCCAUCUCGUUGUGUCAUGCCACUAUUGGAGAAAUUGUAUGUGAAUCAAAUUGUAUUCCCACCAACACUUACACAUCUAUCAAUCAUGGGACUUUACGAACCUAUCCAACUACCAGAAUCUCUUGUUAAAUUAAAACAAAUGAUUAAUCAAGCUUCAAUACCUCGACAAUUGAAAAAGCUUGUCUGGGCCAAUCCGCACAUUGGCUGGGAAACCAACAAAUCACAAUUAAAGUUACCAUCCUCCAAUGACUAUCCACCCAAUCUUGAAACACUCAACUUGAAUGGCAUUGAAGAUGACUUUAAGUUUGAAGUACCACAAACCAUCAAAUAUCUAUCCAUAUCAUUGACACAUGGCCAUAACCUGAUGCCAUACAACCAGCAACCUCUUUCAAUCUUUUCAAUCAGUUCAAAGAUCAUCACCAUCUCUCAACAACAACAACAACAACAACAACAAUGGCUACCACACAACACCACACAUCUAACUUGUGACAUUAGGUCUCUGUUCCCGGCACUAUUUAGAUUGGAUGAAGUGAUCAACCACACCAAUGUUAGUACUUUACAUCUCUCUAAUCCACAUUUUCUUUUUAAUUUUACAAUUCAAAGAUUGGAUGCAGACAAUAGAAAUGUAUUGGUAUUUGAAAGCCAGUUUCUUAUUGGUGGAAUCAUCACUCAGCAAAGAAAAACAAAUAGUCAACAAUAUGAUCCCAUUUAUGUAUACCUAGACCCUCUCCCAAGUUCUUCAUCUCCAUUUGAAUUGAGGAUUUACAAUCAAACUUUAGUAGAUACUUUAGUCUUAAGUAAAGAAUAA
Molecule: messenger RNA, 1245 nt
Organism: Cavenderia fasciculata
Lineage: Eukaryota; Evosea; Eumycetozoa; Acytosteliales; Cavenderiaceae
Exons: 2
Coding region: 1-1245 (414 amino acids)
Source: RefSeq, a predicted model, not a curated record